Messenger RNA from Colletotrichum abscissum, 1293 nucleotides. Its product is annotated as lectin. The record is from RefSeq and is a predicted model, not a curated record. Gene Ontology annotation, molecular function: chitin binding. Lineage: Eukaryota; Fungi; Ascomycota; Sordariomycetes; Glomerellales; Glomerellaceae. The transcript has 3 exons. Bases 1 to 1293 code for a protein of 430 amino acids.
AUGACCGCCGCAUGCAUCCGCAAGCGAUGGCCGCCCAAAAAGCACCAAAAUCUCCAAUUAGAGGCAGCCUCAAAAGUCGGGAGGUUUAAGUACCGUGUCAUCCAGACUGAACUGUCGUCAAUUCUAUCAGCCCCCAACGCAGACCGCGGCUUUCUUUGUUGUAAGGGAUCGCUGCAACGGCCACCUCUCCAGAUCAGACCUGUGGAGGUUCCAACAGUUACACCUGUCCAGGAUCUCAAUGCUGCAGUCAAUACAAUUGGUGGUAAGGUUAACCUCGAUGAUGAUAGACGAGACUGCGAAGAAUUACCAAAGCUGACCUGGUACACUAGCGGAACAACUGACGCACACUGCGGAACAGGAUGUCAAUCCAAGUUCGGCAAAUGCACCACUGGCUCUAGCAGCAGCGGGAGCGGCAGCACCGGCACUAACGGCAAGGUCAGCUCGGAUGGCACCUGUGGCGGCACCGCGGGAUACACCUGUAAGGGAAGCACUUUCGGAACCUGUUGCAGCCAGUGGGGAUAUUGCGGCAACACAGAUGCCCAUUGCCUCAACUCUUGCCAGUCAAAGUUUGGUGACUGCAGCUCCGUCACCAACGGUGGCAAGACGGUCAGCCAGGAUGGAACCUGCGGUGGAACAGGUGGAAAUACGUGUCGAGGUAGCAACUUCGGUGACUGCUGCAGUCAGUGGGGAUAUUGUGGCUCGUCUACCGAUCACUGCAGCACCGGCUGCCAAUCAUCCUUUGGAACCUGCUCUGCGUCCUCAGGCGGAGGGGCUGCAGCCUCUUCUUCAGCAGCGCAGCCUGCAUCCACUGGCGUCAAGACGAGUCCAGACAACACUUGUGGUGGCUCCAAUGGUUAUACAUGCCCAUCUGGGUUGUGUUGCUCGAAGAAUGGAUACUGCAACACCGGCGACGACUUCUGUGGCUUUGGAUGCCAGAAAUCUUUUUCACUAGGGACGUGUUCAACCUGCCCUGGCUCAGCAUGCGCAGGUACGGUGACCAGCAACCCAACUUGCUCCGCAAACAACGGCUACUGCUGGACAUUGAGUUCGAAGAAGUUCCAGAUCAUUUGCGGAAGGCUUGCCUCCGGAGACUAUCUUGGCUACGUCGAUGCCACAAGCUUGGGUGAUUGCAUUUCGAAGUGUGCUGCAAACUCAGCGUGUGUCGCUGCUUCAUUCUAUCAGGGCAGUAGCACAAGCUGUAGUUUACUGAGCAGUUAUCAAGGGUCUGCUUAUGGCAACUCGGCAGGUGGUCAGCAGAACCAUGCUUACGUCCGCGGUUCCAGCUGCGGGUGA